AUGGCUGAAGGCAAGAUAAUCAAAGAAGUAAGAGACGAGAGACAAUUGGACGCUUGGGAAAGUUUGUACAUAGAAAAUGGAACGGAACUGACGAACAUUGACGAUCCUCCGAUAAAAAGAAAAAGACAAGAAAAUAGAAUCACCAAAGGGAUUCAAAGGAUUUCACUCUCCUUUAGUCGUUCAAAACAUCAACCGAGAGAAUGUUUGCCCGUAAAAAAAGGGCAUGUUGGAAUGUAA
Clunio marinus is the source of this 237-nucleotide messenger RNA. The record is from the annotation of a GenBank genome assembly. Lineage: Eukaryota; Metazoa; Arthropoda; Insecta; Diptera; Chironomidae.